AUGACAGACAGUGGCGCACCAAUCCAAAACACAGAAUCAGUGCAUUCCAUUUUAAUGGCGGAGCCGCACGAGCAACUCCGCAUGGAAACCGCUCAGAACAUGCUGGACAGUGCAAACCACGACCCAGUCUUUAUGAAGGCCGUUGCUGUGGAAGCUCGUAGCAUCAUCAAUCUGUGUUACCCUGAGGCUGCCUCAGAAUUCUUCAAGGCAAUUCUUGAUGCUUCCAACAAACUGGGCACUGAGAAACAGAAAGCGCUGUUGAUGGUUUCCUAUGGACAAUCUCUUCAGAACACAAGUAGUUUGGCUGUGAAAGAAGCACAAUGGCAUUUCAAAAGCGCUUUGAGAAUUCUUCAGAAUUAUGGCUGUGAUUAUCAAUGUUUGCUGAUAUACAACUAUAUGAGUCUUAACUACUACAGGCAGGGCAAACUGGAGAAAGGAAUAAGGGCUGCAGAGAAAGCUCUAGAAACAACUGUCUUUGAUCAAGAUAGAGCCGACGUUGAGCACGCUAAGAUCUAUUCUUAUGUGCACCUUACACACAACCUUAUCUUUACUGUCUGGUGGAAAGAAGGAGCUGUCUUCUUUAUGGCGGGAAACCAUUCCAAAGCUGAGCAAGUGCUGCAUGAACAACUGACCCUGGUCGGAGAAUCUGGACAUCCAGCCGUCAGUUAUAUGCUAAACAACGUUGGACUUAAUAUUGAACGCUCUGGUGGUUUACCAAAUUUGGCGUUGCAGUUCUAUCUGUCUUCACUGUUCACCAAAAGAAGCAUCUCUUGUGUGCAAGAACACAUUCUGGUUCCAACAUUGUGCAAUGUUGCCGGACAGUUUUCCAAGAACAAACAUCGACAUGAUUUAGCCCUGAACUUCUUACAAGAAGCAAAAGAGAUCCGCACACGAAUUGGCUGGGUUCACCCCUACACGGCACUGGUGAUGUGGAAUAUUGGCAUGGUGAACAUGAGAAAAGGCUGCUACGAGGAGGCUCUUCCGUUCCUCUGCAAAGCCAACAGUUUGUAUGACCAGGUGCACCCGAACCACUACGUCAAUGCAGAGGUGAAGAUUUGGCUGUCACACUGUUUGCAUUUACUAGGGGAUAAAUCAGAAGAAGAGAAGGUCCUGUUGGAGGCUUUGGCGAAGAAGGACAGGUUUUUGUUGCUCCGUCCACAGACUGAAGCGGCCAGCUGCAUCCUUGAGCAUCUUGUCAGACUGAAUGUUGAUAACCGACAGAAAUGUCAAGAAUACUUAACCAAACUGCAUUCCGAGUUGCAGAGGCUGUACCAUUUCCAUUCAAUUAGUAAUGGAGCACAAAAGAACUACAAAGAACUCUACGAUUGGUAUGUCAAAAUUGAGAACAAUCUAAAAGAAAAUAUUCCAUUUCGGCACGAUUUGCUGAACUUACCUUUCACUUGUCUCGCUUGUAAAGAAGCCAUUAAGUUUAAAAUGAGCAAGAAAGAAAUUUAUGUGGAAAGUCUUUGCAAUAUUAAUUCACAGAACGUUUCUACAGAGCAUUCAGCUCCCUGUGGAUUGGCUCCUUCUUCACCUGAAUACAAUCAGUCAAGUUCCCAGAAUUUUACUGCCCGUUUGAAUAAAUUCAGAAACAUUGCUUCCGACACAAAUAAUGACGAACAUGACAAAAACAUGCCCAAGUUUGAUUUACUUUUCAAUUCAGUGUCUUUAAGUGAAGACGGAGGAGAAAACAUUUGCCCUUCUUCAGGUACAGUAAAUCAAACAUUCACCUCUUCAAGUCAGCAAGAAGAAGAUUGUUUAAGACAAGAUACAAUGUUGCCCAAUGUCUCACUUCUUGGAAGCCUGACAUCUCAAAGUUUUUCUGAACGACAGAUUAAAAAUGGAGAGAAUUUCAGUUCAGCUUUAAGUAAUCCAAAGGAAAUGAAAUCAGAAGUACCAAUUCUCCCAGAAGGAAGCCUUGUUGAUCCUCAACGUUUUGAUACACAGGAAAGUUCUUUAACAUGGGUAAAACCUAGGUGUACAGUGUUGCUUAAAACCAUUGAAGAAAAUGGUUAUCGUACCAUAUCUCAACUAGAUACCUUAAAAGAAAAUUUAAGAAGUUUAGGAACAGCUGUUCAUGGUGUUAGGGAUUAUGUUCGGCAGUGCAGUAUGAACAAUAAGAAACCCAUUAUUAAAUGUAAGGCCCAGGAUCCAUUGGAGCUGCUAAGGCGUCUGAAUUUAGAUCCACCUAGACAGAAAACGGGCAACAGGAAUCAUAACCACAUGUCUAUUUCACACUUUAGUGACACCCCCUCUGUUGGGUUUGGGGCUUUGAAAAAUAGGGAUCCCAAUCCAAGUCUCGAAACACUUGAUUCAUUAUUUUGCAGUGACUCUGAUUCAUCAACUGUUUUACAAACAAGGAGAGGUUCUUCUUUCACAAGCUCUUUGUUCUCUGACAAUUUUGGGAGGUUACAAUCUUCAGAAAAUUAUGAUAGAACAUGGCUUGGAAGUGCACAAGAAUGUGCAGAAAUUAAUGUUUCAAAUUUGCUCAGCAGUAGUAGAGCUUGCCAACAUGAUGAACUGUUUCAAACAGAUAGGAAACAUUCUGAGCAAUUGCAGAGUGAUAAAAGAGACUAUGGAUUGUCUCAGACUUCCUCAAAGUGCUGGGAGCAGUUUAUGACAUAUGAGGAAGUCCCUGAGCACUGGAAGAGGCAUCGGAAAGACUCCACAGUGUUUCAGAAAAGCACAAGUUGCUAUGAGUUUAUGACAGACAGUAAAGGCCCUGAGCAGUUGCAGAGGUAUCAGGAAAACUCUGAACUGUUUCAAGAAGAUACAAGGUACCCUGAACAGAUGCAGAGAGAUCAGAGAGAAUUUGGACUGUUUCAGACAGACACAGGGUACCAGAGUCACUUGGUGACACACACAAGGUACUCUGAACAGAUUCAGAGAGAAUCUGGACAGGUUCUGACAAACACAGGGUACCAGAGUCACUUGACAACACACCCAAGGUACCCUGAACAGAUGCAGAGAGAAUUUGGACAGUUUCAGACAGACACAGGGUAUCAGAGACACUUGGCAACACACACAAGGUACCCUGAACAGAUGCAGAGAGAAUUUGGACAGUUUCAGACAGACACAGGGUACCAGAGACACUUAGCAACACACACAAGGUACCCUGAACAGAUGCAGAGAGAUCAGAGAGAAUUUGGACAGUUUCAGACAGACACAGGGUACCAGAGACACUUGGCAACACACACAAGGUACCCUGAACAAUCUCAAACAGUCAGGAGACAACCAAUUGAACAUGAAGAUAAAAAGACUGAAUUGGUUACUCCCAAAGACUCUAAAAUUUGAAUCUACUAUAAGAGUGUUGUGAUGUUUUUCAAAAGAGACUCAGUGAAACACAGACUUAGUUCCAUUAGCAUUACUAAAGUAGGUACUGAGUUUUCUGUAAAGAAAAUUACCCUGCUGAAGACUACCUUCUUUCCCGGAGGAAGAAGCAUAUCUAAUUUUUUUAAUGACAUGGGAAGCAAGGUUUAACGCUGGCGUUAAAUAUCCUUGUGAUCUGUGAAAAGUUACCAACUGGAUUAGAUGAGAUGUUUUAAUCCUUUUCACAUCAGUCUGCUCAUGACCAUCCCUAGUUCUAUGAUACAAAACUUCCUGUUCUAAAAUGAUCUGAAUUAAAACCUUCUGUCAUCAAAAUUUCAUGUUAAUUUAUUUUCCAAAUCUAAAUGUAUUUUACAUAUUUACAGAAGAGAAAACACACAAACUUUGGUUUGAUGCAAUUUGAAUCUCAAGCUAGACAGAGUUUGAGCCAUCUGCUCAACCCCUGUGCUAUUUAUUUGAACUGAUCUCAGUUGAAAAUAAAAAAAAAAACAAUUAUGGAUUA
Octopus bimaculoides (California two-spot octopus) is the source of this 3829-nucleotide messenger RNA. RefSeq lists its product as uncharacterized. Gene Ontology annotation, molecular function: protein binding. The record is from RefSeq and is a predicted model, not a curated record. Lineage: Eukaryota; Metazoa; Mollusca; Cephalopoda; Octopoda; Octopodidae.